Aspergillus japonicus CBS 114.51 is the source of this 1893-nucleotide messenger RNA. RefSeq lists its product as uncharacterized. The transcript is spliced from 3 exons. The coding region runs from base 1 to 1842 and encodes 613 amino acids. Lineage: Eukaryota; Fungi; Ascomycota; Eurotiomycetes; Eurotiales; Aspergillaceae. The record is from RefSeq and is a predicted model, not a curated record.
AUGGAUCGCCUACCGCUCGAGGUGAAGCAUAUGCUCACCCAAGAGCUUUGCCAAGUGUCGCCAAAUACCCUGCGGGCCUUAUGGCAGGUGAACCGCCACUGGAACCAGAUUCGAGUGUUUCAGCUCCUGAAUGCCGACCUUAUUCUACCGCAUGUCCGACGUCUGACCCUUGUUGCUCGACACCCGCGGCUGGGCCGGAUGGGCACUGACCGGAAACUGGUAGAAUACCUUGCGGGGACUCCCGCGGACGAGUUCAACCUCCCGCCACUUGGGUUCUACCAGGGGGAUUGGACCCCGAUUAUCCAACUCGUCCAGCAAUUGGACUGUUUGCAGCAAUGCAAUCUCAUGUUCCAUGCCGAUGACCUAUCGGGGCUGCUGGAUGCCCUGGCGGCGAAGCAUCCCCUCUGCCGGGUAUCAGUAACCCCUCUCUGUAAUUAUGCGCCGCCCACGGGCCUCGCGCGGGGGAAAUGGAUCCAUUCUCCCAUGCUGGAUACCGUCCGGGUUCUCACGCAUGAAAACCAUAACGCGGGGCCUUAUAUCGAGCACCCGGACCGUGUUCUACGGGAUCUUCUUCGACAAGCGACCCAUAUCAGGCGACUCGCAUUGCAGAUCAUUGCUACCAGCAAUUCGGAGUCGUGGGGUUGGUAUCAACGCUGGCUGCACUCACAGCCGUCCGAGGGUGACGAGGCCAUCGAUGGCUCUGGGCGGCGGGCGCAACUCCAAAGUCUCUCGCUGCCGUUGACCAGCAAGCUGACUACGGAGCAAUUUCGGGCCUGGUCGCGGGUGACUGAUCUGAACCAUCUCACCGCGUGGACUGCGGGCGGGAUUGAGGAUGUAUCCCUGCUGGCGAGCAUCGCGGAAGAGAAGCCCUUUCAACGGCUGCAGCGGCUGACCCUCUCCCUCCGUCCGCCCGAGAGCAACACAGCCUCCUGGUCAUCGGGAGCGGUGCGGGCAAUGUUUGACACGCUUCCGCCACUGGCCUAUCUUUGUCUGCUGGGGACCUAUGACCCGGGCUGGGUGCCGUCCGCCGUGCUGGACCGGCACGGCCCGACACUGGCGGAGCUGCAGCUGCACCUGCGGCCGCCCCCCUACCAGCAGUAUGAGCUUUUUCGACUCACGCGGAACAAAGGCGGGCAGAUCGCCCCAGUCUUUUCCGCCGAGGUCAUCGCCCAGAUGGCGACCCUCUGUCCCGUUUUACGGACGCUGCGGAUCUGCGUGCAGCGUCACCGCGGUCACCCGCGGGAGACGGCCGCCUACGAGGCUCUGGGCCGGUUUCCUGCGCUUGAAACCCUGUAUCUCCACCUGAACUGCUUACCCAUCAUGGUACCAGGUCAUGGAACUCCCUUUCCGCCGCGGGAGCUGAGCGCCUACGAGCGCGAGCCCCUCCGGACCGCAUCCCCCUGGAAUGACGACGACGUUCCCAAGUGGACCGUCCGUGACGCUGUGAUCAAUUCCGCUUUUGACGAAGCGCUAGCCACGGCGAUCUUCCGCCGGAUACGCGGGGACGGGUCGCGAGGGCCCUUACGCCUGCUUCGCCUGCUCCCCGUCGCAGGCUGGUUCGAGCAAUACCAAAGGCCCACAGGCAUCACCGCUCGGGCACUGCUCGGGGGCGGGAAGUACCACGUGGAGAUGGGUGGCGCCUGGUUGGUCAAGUGCGACGAAGCGCGCGAUAUCCAAGCAAAAAACCUCAAGAAGACCUCCCGCCGCGGCAAACAGAGCAAGCGGGAAAUGCGGGCGGCGGAUGUGGGGAUAUUCGAGUCGAUCUGGCCCUCGCAGGAGGAGGAGGAUCCAUCGCAACCCAGGUUUUGGCCCCUGAAGUGGCAAAGCUGGCCUCUGCAGUAAGAGCGUCUCUUUGGGAGCGUUGCACGGAGGGGUUGAUGAGACCGAUUUACA